Messenger RNA from Arvicanthis niloticus (Nile rat), 2798 nucleotides. It is a transcript of the gene Msantd1, whose product is annotated as Myb/SANT DNA binding domain containing 1. Gene Ontology annotation, cellular component: nuclear body. The record is from RefSeq and is a predicted model, not a curated record. NCBI's taxonomy places the organism in Eukaryota, Metazoa, Chordata, Mammalia, Rodentia, Muridae. Gene Ontology annotation, biological process: positive regulation of DNA-templated transcription.
GGGGCUUCCUGGAGGAAAGAGGCAUUUUCUAGCCAUGAAGUCUGAGAACCAGACCCAGGUCCCACUCCCAGCACUAGGGGGCAGCAAUAAACCAGCAGGCCAGUAGUGUGGCUGGCAUGCUCAGUAUCUGACUUGGGCAGUAAGAGGAGUUUUUGCAGACCUUCUGAGUACUCUUAGGAGAAAUGGAACAAUCAUGGGUAUCUGUCUGCUAGUUUAGCAGUAGGAAGUCCCUAAGUGACUCCCAGGGUUCAGAGAGGAAGUCUGGCAUUGACCUGAACCUAUGAAGCAACAGCAAGACUUCCAAGGGCUGCCCUCUGCUGCCUUUUUUUUUUUUCUAAUUUUGGAUUGCAACUAAGGUCACUCCCCCCACCCAAUACAUUACUGACUGUGCUCCUUACAGCAGACACAGAAAGCCCAGAGAUACUGCUUUCUAUAGGCUGAGUUCUUCCUGUCUUUGGUCAGACAGGGGGAAAGCCAGUGAUCUGAUUGGCAGCUGUUGUUCUGUUGACUAGAGAGUUUUAACCUAGUUGUUUGGGGACCAGGCAUGACUACUAAUAGAGUGUACUGGGCCCAGAGAUUCUAGGAUCAGACUAGACCGUGUGUCCACCACAGGCAGUCUAGCAUGAGGGUCUUAGGUUCCAUGUAGUCCAUUUCCAAAUGCUAGCUGUUGAUGCCCCGUGGUAACUUUUCCCUCUGCGGAUUCCACAUUCUACACUCCUGCUCUGCUGGCUUCUCAGCCUGAGGUCCCUGCCUAGCCUUUCGGGCAUAUUAACCCCUCCUCUUGAUGUUUUGCCUGUCCCCACCCCAACACUGCUCUAUCUCUUGAGGACUAGCCCUAAAAUAUGCCCUGCUCAGGACAUUGACAUUACCUUCUGCCGGAUGCUACUUUUCCCUAAUGGGCCUCCUCAGCUCAGCUCAGUUUGCCUCUUCCAUCAGGGCUAUGCUCCUGCUUUUUCCCAUGGUGAAGGUCAGCAUCUGUGUCCUUCUGGCCUGCAUAGCUAGGCAAGGCCUAGAUCUGACUUGCCUGGCUUCCCAGCACCCACACAACCUGACACCCAGGAUGUUUCGUGAGUGGAGCAAAAGAAGCAGAGUCAAUGAGAAGGAGUCAGGGACUCAUGAGGGCUAGCUUCACUAAAGCUUGACAGGCCUCUGAGAAGAGAGUGGCCUCUCAGCAAGGACCUCACCACACUAAUAGUCAUCAAGGCAGCAUUGGGGCCUCUAUCUCCCUGGUGACCCUGUACCUUUCGUCUCAGCAUAUCUUGGGCCUCGUUGGACUCUAACCUGUAUGAACCAGGUGGGUCUGAGGUGGGGACUGCUACCCAGAUCCCCCAUGUAGGAGCCUGUCAGGCACAGCGAAAGCAAGUCUCUUCUGAGGCCUAGAGGGUCAGAAGGGUGGGAGGAGGGCUGGGAGCCACCAUGGGUUUGGGUAUAGCCUCUCACUGCAAUAUUGAUGGCCCGUCAGUGCGGCCCUGAUUCCUGUGCUUUCAGUUAAAAGGUUUCUGUUGUUGUAGCUUAUGCAGUUGCUCUGUUGCUAUGGAAACAUGACAUCAAAAUGACGUUUCCCGUUUAAAAGCUUUUAACUAAAUUCCUGCCUGUCAGAUGUAGGCCCCAUUUUGAGCGUGGAGCUGCCUCGAGCAAGCGAGUGAACAAGUGCACUGCCUCUCGCCCAUGGUGCGCUGGCCAGGCCUGAGGCCCUGCCUGAGUGCCAUCCUUAACCCUGCAGGUGCCUCCAGCAUGGCAGCAGCCGAAGUGCCUGGCUACCUUGUGUCUCCUCAGACCGAGAAGCAUCGACGGGCCCGCAACUGGACAGAUGCCGAGAUGCGCGGCCUCAUGCUGGUCUGGGAGGAGUUCUUCGAUGAGCUCAAGCAGACCAAGCGCAAUGCCAAGGUGUAUGAGAAGAUGGCCAGCAAGCUCUUUGAGAUGACUGGGGAGCGCCGGCUAGGCGAGGAGAUCAAAAUCAAAAUCACCAACAUGACCUUCCAGUACAGGAAAUUAAAAUGCAUGACAGAUAGCGAGUCCGUCCCGCCGGACUGGCCCUAUUACCUAGCCAUUGAUAGGAUUCUGGCCAAGGUCCCUGAGUCCUGUGAGGGCAAACUGCCGGAUGGCCAGCAGCCGGGGCCCUCCACGUCCCAGACCGAGGCGUCUCUGUCGCCGUCUGCUAAGUCCACCCCUCUGUACUUACCGUAUACCCAGUGCUCCUAUGAAGGCCGCUUCGAGGAUGAUCGCUCCGAAAGCUCCUCCAGCUUACUGUCCCUUAAGUUCAGGUCAGAGGAACGCCCUGUAAAGAAACGCAAGAUGCGGAGCUGUCACCUACAAAAAAAGAAACUGCGACUGCUGGAGGCCAUGCUGGAGGAGCAGCGCAGGCUGAGCCGCGCCAUGGAGGAGACAUGCCGAGAGGUGCGUCGUGUGCUGGACCAGCAGAACAUCCUGCAGGUUCAGAGCCUGCAGCUUCAGGAGCGAAUGAUGAGCCUGCUGGAGAAGAUCAUCGCCAAGUCCAACGUCUAGGCCAUGGAGAGGAUGCCAGGUGCCACGCCGUCCUAUCUCAAGGCCCACCCAGGCUCAGAGUCCUGCCCACCCAGGCAGGUGUCCAGGAAGGGGACAGGCUUCAGCCUGGCCUCUGUGCUUCUCUGAAGGGCUUUCUAGGACUCCAGUGGCAUUGGGAGACCUUGGGACCCCCAUCUCUAGCAUUAAUGCCAGGGACUCCAGGACAAUAGGUAGUGAGGAGGUCCCAGAAGCCACUCUCCAGUAUAGUCACUAUCUGAUACUUGAAACAGCUUUUGAUAUUAAACAUACUUUCC